Molecule: messenger RNA, 6614 nt
Organism: Drosophila gunungcola (fruit fly)
Lineage: Eukaryota; Metazoa; Arthropoda; Insecta; Diptera; Drosophilidae
Gene: jeb
Exons: 3
Coding region: 1776-3404 (542 amino acids)
Biological process (GO): positive regulation of MAPK cascade
Cellular component (GO): terminal bouton
Molecular function (GO): protein binding; transmembrane receptor protein tyrosine kinase activator activity
Source: RefSeq, a predicted model, not a curated record
UCGUUUCGAGCUCGACUUUUUCCCGCUGGCCGAGUGCACAACAACAAGAAGCUGGAGCUGGAGCUGUGGCUGAAGCUGAAGCUGAAGCCCAGGAAGAAGCAGUAGUAGGAGCAGGAGAAAGCGGAGAAAGGAGAAAGAGAGAGAGAGAGAGCCGAGAGCCAAGAGGACCCAGCAGCCAGAGGAGUGAAAUUCGAGGAGGGGCGCAAAGGGAGUGGGUGUACGAGUGCCAUAAAGUGGAAAUACGAAACGCCUUGAGCGGCGGCAGCGACGUCGACUGCGGCAGCGACAGCGACGUCGGCAGAGGGACCCGCGUCAGGCGGCCAAGCAAAAGGCAGACAAACAGUCAAAUCCUGCUGAGACGACACGACGAGUCCUUGCUCGUCGGUUCAAACGUGCGGAACACUCUUGGAGCCAGUCGAACCAAAAAACAAGACACAGGAACACUAGAAGCCAAGCUAGUCCACAAAACACCACUCACCACUCACACACCACUACACACUUGCCCCCCAAAAUAAAAAAAAAACAACAAGGGAAAGUUUUCACUUCAAAAAUUAUAAUUAAAAACAAAUACCAAAUUUAAUAACCAAGUCACCAAGUCAAAACAAUAUGUUGAAGAUAUAUAUCCUCAUCCAAGUGCAGUGACUCGUGUGCAAAAGUUAUCCAACCACAACACCCCCAAAAAAGCAAAGAAAUCAGUUCCAGUUAAUUGUUCUCCCUCAAUUGAUGGCUAACACUGUGAAUUUUAAUUAAUAUACAAAAAAAAAACGUAGUUUAUAUGAAAAACCAAAACGAAAACUAAGUGCCGCAAGCUGAGAGCGCUAAACACGGAAAAGUGCUAAAAGUUCCUUAAACAAAUAUAAAUAACAAAACGAAAAAAAAACAAAAGCAAAACAAAUUAUUGUUACAACUACUUAUAAAAAUAUACAAAUUAUACAACAUCCAUUUUCUUUGCAUUUUAAACAAAAAGUGUUAAAAACGCGUUACUAAAAAGUGAGCAGCUCAAAACAAGAAAAAGGGAAAAACCAAAGUGCCGCGGAAUAAGAACUGUUAAGCCUACGAGAAAUUACAGAAUCGAAAAAAACAGUCCAGUGUAGAAAAGUACGGAAAAAUCAAAUCAAAAUUGGAAUAGUGCCGACGGAAGACAGCAACUAGUUGUUAGCAGGUAUAGCCCUCAGAACUAGCGAGGGCGGGUCGUCAGAGGCCAAGCAGGUUCAAGCGGCCACAUACCCACAUAUACCUAUACCAACUCCAAACUCUCGAGCCCCGAAACCCAAACUCCCCGGCCAGCGUAGACAAUUGAUUAUUGAUUUUGUCUAAGGCAGCAGGAACUUCACAGCUUAACGUAAAACAAAACUUGGCAGCAGGGCAACAAAGGGCGACGAAAGGCGAGAAAAACAACGAAGUAGAAGACCAGAGGGAAAAAACCAACACACUCACACACACACACGGAGAAACCGGAAAACUCGGAUCGGAAAACUCCGGUGUUGAGUCCAGUGUUGUGCAAUGCCAGGCUUAGGCCGGCACAGUGUUGGUCAGCAGAGUGGGGCCUGAAGACCCACAAAAGCUGAGUGCGAAAAGAGCGGUCUAAACUUAGUGACGAAGAAACAAUUUUGAGGACAACCCCCCUCAAGACCACCUGCCAUUCUAUCUCCCCCCCCCCCUGGAAACCCGCCCCCACUGUAAUUUCCCCUUUGGUCAACACCCCGCCAUCACCCCAAAGAACCGCCAAAAUAAGCCGUCUAAUCGAGAAACUGCGACAGACGAACAAACGGAAAAUGUUCUGCUCGCUGGCCCAGACGCUCUUCUGCGUCCUGCUCAUCCAGGGCGGCCUCUAUGCCCUCCACCUGAGUGGCAACGGGGACAAGUCCCUGGGCGAGGGCAAGGCCAUCCAGGCGGUGCCCAGCCAGGCGUUGGGCCCCUCCGUCGGAGGAGCCUCCUCCUCCUCCUCCGCCUGGCAGACGGCUCCGUCGCAGCAGCAGCAGCACCAACAGCAUCCCGGUGGAUCUCCGCCGGGCGGUGGCUCCUCGCAUGGCCAUUCCAGGUCAGCGGCGGCGGCCGCCUUUGAUGCCACCACCGUGCGGCUGAACAAGGAGAUCGCCGACAUGGCCCAGUUGGAGCGGGAAAGGCUGAUGCUGCUGGCCCGAGCCAAGCAGACGGCGGAGCAGCCGGCGGGCAAUGGCCAUGGACGUGGUCACCCCUUCAUCGCCGGCCGGAUACAGAUGCAGCCCAGCGAGGAGCUGGACGUGGGCGACUACCCCGCCCUGCUGCAGCAGGCCGCCCGCGGCUACAUCUUCGGCAAUGUCCAGAAGCAGCCGCCCACUCCGAUCAGCCUGGAGCAGGACUACGAGCAGCUGCGGGAGUUGGAGAACAGGCCCGUCAAGUACUACGGCCGGGUGGUGCAGCCAGCGGAGCGGGAGGAUCAGGCCGAGGCGUUCUACGAGCCACUGCACUCCUUCGGCGACUUCGAUGACUUCUCGGAACUGGAUCAGGAGCAGGAGCAGGAGCCGCACAUGGGCAGCGAGGACGAGCUGCUCAGGGAUCUGGAUGCCUACCAAUAUCACGGGCUGGAGGAGGAGCCGCUGCCGGAGAAUCCCUACCGCACGCUGGAGCAGCUGGAGCUGGCCGCACCCGAUUCCCUGCAACAGCUUUUCGAGCAGGAGCAGGAGCAGCGAGAUGCCCCCUCCAAGGGCAUGCACACGGGCAAAGGCCACAAUCCGGGAAACUACAACAUAAGGGUGCAGCAAAAGUGGGCCCGGAAACGAAACAAUGGCCUAGGAAUCGCCCAUAAUCCCGAGGCGGAGAAGCAGCUGCAGCGCCAGAUCUUUGCGCAGCACUUUAAGCCGCAGCGAAAUGGCAAGCUAUUGGAGCCCUCGGCCAGCAAGCAUCUAAAGACCUCCAGUCGAUCCGGCUCGAAGGACCCCGAGAAGGCCAAUACCGAGCUGGGAGCUAGUGCAUCCGCCACUGGCGCAAAUAAGCAGACAACAGGCGAUGGACUAGCCAAACAGCAGACGGAACAGCAGUCGCAAGACAAAAAGGAUCCGGGCCACAAGAGAUCCGGAUCGGGAUCAGCGGGAUCCGUGGGAGGCGGCUACUUGCCGCAGCCACCUGUAUCCCAUAGUAUAGCCAGCCAGCUGAUGCUGCGCACCGCCCGCGGUCAACGGCAGUACGAUGUGCCACAAAUUGAGUGUCCAACCGCCAUGGAUGGCAUGGAGCGGUUUGCCUGCCCGAUUCCCGACCGGCAGGGCCGAUACCGCUGCAUAGACGAUCAUGUGCUGUGCGAUGGCUUCAUCGAUUGUCCCGACGGCGAGGACGAGGACCGGAGAUCCUGCAUGUUCUACAAGACGACGAAGGCUCACUUGGAUGUGUUAGCGGAUGCGUUACUACGCUGGGCGCGAGGGCGUUAAGCUCUGUCCACCCACCAACCACACACUGAUACACACUCUCUCUAAACACACACACACCCCAAACAAAUACACUUUAAACAUUAAUGAAAAUAAAUUAAUUUUAACGUGUCCCAAGUGAAGCAAAAAAACCCUAUUAAGUUUAAACAUUACUUAAGAUCAACUAACACACACACCCACACACACACACAUAGACAAGCCAACCACCCGCCUGUCCUUUGACAAGAGAUUAAAAUCGCAGAAAAAUUUUCCCAGAAAAACAGAAACCUAUACAAAAAGAAUAUAAAAAUGCAGCUUGCAAAAAGCUGAAUGGAUUGCCAAGUAAGAGAACAGAAAGCUAUGAUUAAAAACAAAAUGAGGCAGCAAUUAUGCUUAAUGAGAAGGUAUGAUUAUUAUUACACUAUUAUUAUUAAAAAUUAACUUAAUGAAAGCCCAAGAACAAAACGCAGUUAUACAUACUAAAGCUAAAUUAUAAUUCAAAACAAAAAAAAGGACAACAAAAUAAGACAAAAUCGAAACUGUUUUUUUUUUUGUUUCGUUCAUUUGAAAUUUGUUUCGCAGGAACAGAGAAGAUAAUGAGGAAAAACAAAAUUGGGCCUAACUAUUUUUAGUAUAUAUUAAAUAAAUAUAUUAUAAAUAUAUCUUACUAUAUGAAAUAUAUUUCGUGUACAUUAUUUAAUUAUACGUGUAUUAAAGUUUAAAUGUUAAAUAAACCAAAAGAAAUGAAAUCAAAACGAAGCAAGCAGAAAAAAAGCGAUAAAAAACAUGAGGAAGCAAGCGAGCAGAAGAAGAAUGAAAUUAUAUAUACAUAUACACAGAAAAAACAGACAUAAAAUAUAUAUUAAUAGUAUACAUAUACCAAUAACAAACAAAUAUACAAUUGAAGGAAAAUAUUGCAUUAGGUUUUAUUGCUGAUAACUGAACAAGCUAAUGAGUGCAAUAUAAUAUACUUAUAUACAAUGCAAUAACAGCAAGAUUAGCGACAAAAACAAACAUUUACAACUUAGAAGAUGAAGCAAAACAUUUACAUAAAGAAAAAGACUUGACUUCAUAUAAAACCCAGUUUUGUUCGAUAGUUGAGGCUUCAAAACGUUAAAGCUUUUAGUUUAAAGUUAUCUCAUUAUUAAAACUACGUUCGCCAUUUCAGAUGAUUUGCUCCGUUUUUAUUUCCUUCAUGUGUGUAAAUAAUACUUUCAAUUAUGAUGUUUAUUUGCCUGUAACGAUUUCGCCGAACUCCACAAAAGAUUUUUAUUUCGUUCAUGGGUGACAACAGUUCUCACGGAAAUGGCAGCUAUCUGUAGUUAAGUAAAUUUAUUUACAUAAUUAAAGUAUAUUUAAAUAACAAUGGACUUAUAAAUAUACAUAAAAACGAUAAGCUUAUAAGCGAAACGAAACGAAAAGCUUGUAAAAAUGCUUACUAAACUUAACCCAGUCUCGACCUUUUAUCCAAAUCACAGUUCUUAUUAUUCCUAAUCAUUUUCUAUGUUUCUAUUCUCGCUGUUCUCCCAAUUGGAAAAGCUUAAAAUUCAACCUUAAGCCAAUAAUGUUCUGGUCAAUGAAAAUUAUUCACUAUUAUUAUGCCUGUAAAGGGAGCGAGUUCCCAACACAAUCAAUCAAUUAAGAAAUACAAUCAAGCAAAUUUUUAAGCCGAAAUUUACGAAUUAAAAUUUUUAAACGGUUGUGUACGCAAACAAAUAACAAUGGAAAGAUGGACGCGAGAAAAUAAAUGGCAAAUUAACAAUAAUAUCGAGUACCCUAUAAAGCGAUUUUCACGCAUUGCACUUCCUGCGUUUCCCUCCAAGUUUCGAGUUCGAUUUUCUUUUUUAAUUUUACCAGACACAUAAUAUGCAUAUUUUAACAACGCUUCACUUCAUGGAGUUGCAAUCAAUCGAUUAUUUCUGUAUAUUUUACUCGGUCCAACGUAUGCAUGUUACUUAAUCGUUUUGUGUUUGUGCGAAAACGCAGAGAGGUUUAAUUAUUUAAAACGGAAUAACAUAUGAAAUUGCGAGCAAUAAAAUUUCAUAUCUUAUACACAGUACGUAUAUAAAAUUGCUAACAAAUUAUAUAAAUCUAAUUGAGAAUACGUUUACGAAUAAGUUUUUAUUUCACAUCGAUCCCCAACCUCCUGCCCUCCUAUAUCAACGAUCUUCGUUAUUAACCGAUAACCGAAAAGUAUAAAUAGGAGACAACCUUGGUGUUUUCUUUAAAUUGAUUGAUUCAGUAAAACAUUUACAUAAAUAACUGCAAAAUAACCCACCUUUAAAUAUAAAUGAAAGUAAAUUAAUAAUAACAAUUUCUAUACCAUACGAAAAUACUAAACGCAAGACAACGUGUGUAUAACUCUAAGUAAAAGAUAACUACCAUAAAGAAUACGAAUACGAAUACAAACACGAAUAAUGUAUGUAUAUGCAAUUAAUUGUAAUCCUUGAAAUUAUGCACAAAUUGAAAAUCCAAACAAGAAGAACAAAUGCGCACUAAACAACUACAACCAGAGGACAAAACCCGAAAACAAAUCAAAGACGAACAAAAGUUUUAAUCACAUUUUUUGAACGAACGACAAUUGAGGUAAAAGUUUAGAAAACACACACACACAGACAUACAAAUACAUAUAUUUUUGGCCUAUUUUUCUAUAAUCCUAACAAAAACAAGAACGAAAUUUUAAAAGCAAAACGACAACUUCUAUAAGGACAAACCCAAAUGAAAAGACACAAGUUUGACUGUAAAUAACAAAAGCGAAUAGUAAAUUUCCCAAUUGAUUUCAGGUUCUAACUGAACGAAGUACUAACGAAGAUCGUUUUAUUAAUGUUUCAAUUAUCUUUUCUAUACAUUUUCGUUUAAUUUCCAUAAUUUUCAGCCUAUUGAAGAAAUAGAUUAUUUUUCUAAUUGAGCCUUUGCGUCUUGUGCGCUCUCACAGCAAACAGUAUUGUGUAUAAAACAAGAAUUUGUAAAUAAACAUAUUACGUCUAAAUUAGUGGAAAAUCUUUAUUUCUUAAUUUUAAAACCUUUUAUAAUUGUAGAGUAUUUAGUUUUAAAUUUAUUUUUUGAAUACCACGUAAAAAAAUGAGGCAAGUAGCGAGGGUAAAUCCAGAAAAGGGCAAAUACAAAAUAUUAAGCUAAAAACAAAAAACAAAAAAAAAAACAAUUGUUGAAUGUUAAACAAAUACAUACACAUAUACACACAACCAUAGGUACAUACACACACAUACAAAUAUA